AUGCGACUGAUAGACCCAAUCGCCGGAUAUCCUUCCGACAUGGCCACACACGACAAGGUAUAUGACGAGUCUUGGCACGCAGCUUUGAGACGCUGCGAAGCAACCCUUGAACGCCAUGACCACGAGCGGGCAUUGGGGGUGAAGUCAAUCCAAGACUUCCGGGACGAGUUGGAAAAGCUCACGGCUGAGUAUCAAGAUCGGGAGUCGCACGACGCAAUUAGAUUGAUCCAUCCAGUUCUUGAUCACUAUGAAACUUUCGCGAAAAACUUUGUGAGCAUGAUGGCGCAUCCAGUCGACACAUCGAUGAUGUGGGGAUUGCUCUUUCUGGUGUUCAAACUGGCUCUAGGUGAAAGCUCUCCAGCUAGUCAAUCGACGUUCAACCCCUUGACGGAAAUCAAGAAAUGGUUAGACAGAAUCGGACACAAACUAGAGGUUUCGAACGACUGCAAGAAUUCUAUCCCCGACUCCGAUAUUCGAAGGGUCCAAAAGGAUACGGUUGAGGUCAACACAUACAUCGUCGAUCUCUGGCUCGAUAUCAUCAUGGCAUUUCGGAACGAAGGACAGGGGCACGAGGUGCAGACAGUCUCUCUGAACGAAACCGCGUGGGACAAAUUGACGAUCAAGUUCAAUAUCGCCUACCAGAACAUUGACGAAGCGACUAAACGAAUCUCGCGAGUAGCGGAAAUGGCGGAGAAGCAAGCGCGUAAGAUGCACGAGAUGGAGGUCAUGCAGCGUUUAUUGACUAUGGGAGAAGCAAAACAAGACAGAAUACGUCUUCCAUGCAACAAUCUGCCCGUGGCAAAGAACAAACAGUUUUUUGGCCGGAAAGAGAUCUUACAGAAGUUGGACAACCACCUACAACCAGCGAGCACGCAGAAGCCCCUAUCUUCUAUAGCUUUGUAUGGCCUGGGGGGCAUCGGGAAGACGCAAAUCGCACUUGCCUACGCAUACCAUAAGCUUGAUGAUCUGGAUGCUGUCUUCUGGAUAUCCGCACAAGACUUACACUCAAUCCAACAGAGUUUCAGCCGGGUUGCUCUUGAAGCUCUUAAGCUCCCUGAUGCACGCCCGCAUGCUUACCAAGAGAACAUGAUCUUGGUUCUGACCUGGAUGCAUACGACAAGUUCGAAAUGGCUUCUUAUAUUCGACAAUGUUGACACACACGACGCGCUCGAUAACUGUUGGCCUGCAUCUAAGCAUGGAGCAAUUCUUGUUACUACCAGGGAUGUUCUAGUUGCUACUCUCCCUAUCGACAAAGGCCUGGAGAUUGAGGAGUUCGGGACAGAUGAUGGGGCGGAAUUUCUACUCCAGAUGGCCUCUACCAGAAAACGAACCCCCGGUGAAAACGAGACUGCACAGCAAGUUUCGACUUUACUUGGCGGCUUACCGCUGGCUUUGAAUCAAAUGGCAGCUCUCAUUAAUGCGAGGAGUUGCUCUAUUGAGGAAUUCCAGGCCAUGUACAUCAAGCACGAGCAGCAUUUGCACAAGCAGAAAAAGAACGGAUGGAAAUACCUAGGGUACCAGCAUUCCCUCGACACGGUCUUCGAGAUGUCUUUCGCCAAUCUCAAGAAAGACGCAAAAGCCUGUCUUGGGGUCUUGAGCUUUCUCUCCGCAGACUCGGUGCCGUCGGAGAUGUUCAUGGUGGCAGAUCCCUCAGACUUGCCUGACUCACUUGCUUUCUGCGAAAAUGAAUUUAGGAAGAACAUUGACAAGGACACGUUCCGCAUCCACCGUCUGGUGCAAUCGGAGUACCGAGCAAGAAUGGAUGAUCGACAAGAGCAGUUUGAUGCUGCGACCAAGCUACUGUUGCGAAAGUUCCCUGGUGAACGCGAGAACAAAUACGACAAUGAGGAAUGGAUCCUGUAUGAGAAAUACAUUCCACAGGUCCUUGCUCUAUCCAGGAACUACGCCGAUUCGCAAAGCAAACCGAACCCCUUAAAGGCCAGCAUGGACUUCGUCAACCUCCUCGUGAAUGCGGCAAAUGGCAUACAUGACAACGAUACUACAAACUCGGUGGUCGGUUUACUCGAGACCGCCGACCUUGCUUACAGCCAUUGUCCCGAAGAUGAACAAGACAGAUUGACAUGGGCGCAUUUGCAGUCGUUGAAGUGCAUGUAUCACUUUUGCACCUCGGAGUUCUCCAGAUCUGAGAGGGAGAUGACCCAAGGUCUCGAGAUUCGGCUUGAGAUACUCGAGCCCCAUGAUUUGCUACUUGCUCUUUCAUACAGCUGGCUCGGCAUGGCAGUCGGCGCCCAAGAACGAUAUGAAGAGGGUCUUGACCUUUUGUUGAAAGGUAGAAAGAUUCUCGAAGGGCCGGCCGGCAAGAUUCCAACUCGAAUGAUGGUCUGGAGUUUCAACACUUCGAGGAACUACUACUGCAUGGGUAGAUUCGAAGAGGCAGAGGAUCUCUUGUCCAAAGCGCUCGCAGCGGCAGAAGAACUGGGCGGAUGGUAUCAGCUUGCAUACGCCCAUCUCACUUUUGCCUCGCUUCGAACGAGGAUGGAUAGGCUCGAUGAUGCGAACUCCCACGUCAACACUACCAAACACAUUCUGGAAACGUCUGGAAUCGCUGCUCGUUUUAGCUGGCUGAGCUCAUACUGCGCAUACCGCGCCGGAGAUGUAGCCAUGAAGCAAGGUCGUGUACAGGAUGCUAUAAACGAGACAGAGAGAGCUGCGACUAUCGGAAGACUUGUAAAAGUACCUAUCGGUAUUCUAUGCCGAUGCAUCCAUGCCUACUCUAAAGCUCUCUCUUUGGAUCCUGCGCGCAAGGAGGAAGCGGAGUAUCAGCGGCAGGAGGCAAGGCGAGUACGCUCGCAGAUACUAGGUGACCACGGCGAUUUGGAUGACGAGAGUGACCGAGCUUUUGAUAAGCUUGAAGCGCAUACGCCAUUACACGUCUUUGACGGAAAAAGACGAUGGAGACGUUUGCUGAAGCCUUCCAUCCUCAUUGGGCUAAUUUGGGAGAACGAGCUCGGAAACCUAGGGACUGCUUUUCACGAGACUCCGAAGUUUGCGAACUUGCAGCCAUGGUCUCCCUACCCAGUUGCCCCAGAUAGACUCAAGACGUCACCGCAAGACGCCUUGUCGGACCAUGAACUAGGGCUGGUACUCGGACUCAAGGCAGAGCCGCAGAGCCACAGAGACACUGAUUCGAAAGGGGGCAUUUAUGGUCCUGCGACAUUCAUCCGCUUCAUGCGCAUCUGUACGCGGGCGAAGACUUGGGCCUGCUUGGACGCUGGUUUCAUCUCUCUUCAUCCAGGAACAGCACUCUCGCGGGAGGACGUAAUGAAUCUAGGUUCCGAGCCAGCCUCUCUAGAGAUAUCCUACUUCGACGGUGUACCAUACCUCAGGCUUGACGUAUCCCCAGAUACAUCUGGACCCCCCGUGACAGGCGACCUAAUUGUCAAGCUUAGUAGUGCGACACGAGUCGGUGAUUCAGAUGAUAGAAAAAAAAUCAGGAAGCUCCUGAAAGCCCCUCGCGAACCCCUCCUCUUGUCCAUCUCAAACUGCUUCAAGGCUGGCACUUUAGAUCGCAAACUGAGUUUGAAGCAGUGUUUGCUAGGUACGAUACCCGUUGCCGGCUGUUGCGAGCAUCACACACAGGCGAUCGACCUCUUCACUGGCUGGUCUUAUUGA
Molecule: messenger RNA, 3633 nt
Organism: Colletotrichum lupini
Lineage: Eukaryota; Fungi; Ascomycota; Sordariomycetes; Glomerellales; Glomerellaceae
Exons: 18
Coding region: 1-3633 (1210 amino acids)
Molecular function (GO): protein binding; ADP binding
Source: RefSeq, a predicted model, not a curated record